Drosophila montana is the source of this 861-nucleotide messenger RNA. RefSeq lists its product as uncharacterized. The record is from RefSeq and is a predicted model, not a curated record. Lineage: Eukaryota; Metazoa; Arthropoda; Insecta; Diptera; Drosophilidae. The coding region runs from base 5 to 679 and encodes 224 amino acids. The transcript has a single exon.
UAGAAUGGGUUGCCUUGCACCACUUUGCCAGCUGAUGACGCUUUUAUUGGCGCAUUGCGCAUACGCACAGUUGUACCAAGGAAUGCCAAAUGGGCAGCACUUCUACCAGGCGCUCAUGCUCUAUAAUCCGGCGAGCGGGGAGCGGUUGAUGCCCCGACAGUAUCUGCCUGCACGCAUGGUCAGCAAUAAUUUAGUGGAGCUGCCAACAAUGGGCAUGCCCUGCUCUUGCCAGGAUUUUGCCUGCAAGUGUUGCCUGGGUCUCGGCUUUGGCAUGAUGAGAGACGGCCUCUGCGUUCUGGUCAAGUGCAGUCGACGGGACUUGAGCGUGGAUUUCGCUGUCGAGCUGAAUCAUCGCUCGGUGGCCAAUUUCGGCAUAUCGCCGCGCAAUCUACCCGACAUUUGUUCUCCCUUAGUCGUGCCGAUUUUUGUUUCCGCCUGCCUGCGGCUCUACAACAUUCACAUCAUCGAUCGCAGCUUGUACGUAUGCAUUUCCCUGGUAUUCAAGAUUGCUUUCCAGCCGCUGUUCGAGUACAAAUUGAAUUGCCUGCAACUGAGCUUCAUGGGCGUGGCAAUUGUGCCCGAACGAGAUUGGGAUGUGGACCAGAUGCAGCUGAGGACUCGCCAGCGCCAGAGAAUAGCCCAAGAUACGAAUGACAAGCUGGAAAUCAAUGCAGUAUAAGAUACAAACUAGCUGUGACUACAUCCAUUCUCCGCUCAUUCUGUUUAAUAUCAAAUCUAAGCAACAAAAAAGUGAAAUUUUUUUAAUUAAAAAAAAAGAAGCUAUUUAUUCAAAAAAAGCCGCACCAACAAAGUAACGACACAAAAACAGCGCUAUGAAAAUUGCGAAAAUUGCUAAUAAAA